AUGGCCAUGAGAACAGAUACAACACAUGCUAAUCCUAUUCGUCUUACUUCAGCAGAGAGGACGUAUCAGAUGCAGGAGCUGAGGAAGCAACUGCUAAGAGAAAUGUGCGACGGCGACAAAGCAGCCUUUUCUGAAGGAAAGCACAGUUUUGAAGACUUAAGGAAUGCAGAUCUAAAGCACCUGGUGGUGGACGACAAUCACGGCAUCAUCUACUGUUACAUUCCAAAGGUGGCGUGUACCAACUGGAAGAGAGUUAUGCUUGUCCUGAACAAGAGCGAGCCCUAUCAAGACCCUUCGAGCAUUGAUCAAGAGUUGGUCCACAAAUCCAACAUACUCACUCAACUAACCAGCUUCCCGAGAACAGAGAUGAAGGCCAAGCUGAAGCACUACACCAAGUUCCUGUUCGUCAGGGACCCUUUUGUGCGCCUCAUCUCCGCUUACCGCGACAAGUUUCAGCGGCAUAAUCAGUACUUCUAUCACAACUUCGCCCAGUACAUCCUGCGUGUGUACGGCAACAACUCCAACCCACCGCAAACUGUGGACGAGGCCUUCGCGUCUGGUACGCGUCCAUCAUUUUACAACUUUAUUCAGUACCUGCUGGACCCGGGGACAGAGACGACGGAGCCCUUUGAACCCCACUGGAGACAGAUGCACCGCCUGUGCCGACCCUGCCACGUACAAUAUGAUUUUGUCGGCCAUCAGGAGAGUCUUCAAGAGGAUGCUAAGCAGUUACUGAGUAUCCUAAAGCUGGAGGACGUCAUCAAAUUCCCCCCCUCCUAUGAGAACAUGACAUCCUCUGGUUCUGUGCAGGACUGGUUCAGAACAGUGCCCCUAGAGGACAGAAGAAAGCUGUACAAGCUCUAUGAGGCCGAUUUCAGGCUCUUCGGCUACAGCAAGCCGGAGGGACUGCUGGAUGAUUGAGGAGUCAGGAUGUGGGUUUUCAUUCUUGACUCUUCCCUAUGCUCCAG
Labrus mixtus (cuckoo wrasse) is the source of this 968-nucleotide messenger RNA. RefSeq names its product carbohydrate sulfotransferase 12-like. The transcript has 5 exons. Gene Ontology annotation, molecular function: sulfotransferase activity. The record is from RefSeq and is a predicted model, not a curated record. Gene Ontology annotation, biological process: proteoglycan biosynthetic process; carbohydrate biosynthetic process. Lineage: Eukaryota; Metazoa; Chordata; Actinopteri; Labriformes; Labridae. Bases 1 to 921 code for a protein of 306 amino acids. Gene Ontology annotation, cellular component: membrane.